Caenorhabditis remanei is the source of this 957-nucleotide messenger RNA. RefSeq lists its product as uncharacterized. Gene Ontology annotation, biological process: lipid transport; lipoprotein metabolic process. Gene Ontology annotation, cellular component: membrane; extracellular region. NCBI's taxonomy places the organism in Eukaryota, Metazoa, Nematoda, Chromadorea, Rhabditida, Rhabditidae. The transcript is spliced from 4 exons. Bases 1 to 957 code for a protein of 318 amino acids. The record is from RefSeq and is a predicted model, not a curated record. Gene Ontology annotation, molecular function: lipid binding.
AUGCAAAUAAAAGACGGAGAACGAGAAGAAGACGAAGUCGUUUCAGAAUCAGAAGAUAAUGGAAUUCCGAUUUAUAGUUCUUUGGAGAGUCUGCUCUUUAUUCCAAAAUCAAUGUCAAAAGAGCUAAGUGAAAAGGCUCUGAGAACUCAGGAGUUCCUUGAUAAAUGGAGCAACAAUCGCAGAAAAAUGUGUCGACAAAUGGAAGCAAUCGCUGAAAAACUUCAUAACUGGGAAAAAGGAUGUGCGAUUUCUACAACUGUCGGAAGUUCGGUUGGUGUUGCUUCUGGAUUCGCAGUCAUUGGAGGACUUUUUCUGAUGCCUCCAGUUGCAAUUGCGGGAUUGAUUGUUGGAACAGCUGCAGGUGUAUCGAAUCUUGCUACUGGAGUCACUAAAAUGAUGGUUUCGAAGUCGCAACACAAAGAAGUGGCAGCAUUGAUUGCAGAAGAUGAGAGACUUUUUGAAGAGCUUCUCGAAUCAAGAAAAGAAUUGAUGGAAACGAUUAGAAAGAUUGUUGAAGACGAAGAAUUCUACAAACAUUUCAAAGAUGAUGAAGAUGUUGAAAACAAGCUCAAAACUGUUUUCGGAUGUUCAGUAACAGGAAUCACUGGAUUAGGAACACGAUUCGCCAUUACAUCAAUGGGUCGCCUCUCUUCUUCUCUCGUCAAAGGAGUUCUCCACAGUGUUGCUGUCAUUGGGAUAAUUCUCGAUAGCGUCACUUUGGCUAUGAGCGUCAAAACUCUCGAAAGCGGUGCAGCAUCCGAGUUAGGAAGCAAUAUACUCGAAGCAUCCGGAAAGCUCGAAAUGAUGCGUCAGAAAGUUGUCAAACAUUUUUUGAAUGAAGAUGUCUGGAACAAAGAUGACGAUCAGCUUUCUGAUAUGGGAUCAAUCGAAAUUCUGAGUGCAGAAUCUCCUAUUCAGAGAUACAUGGCAGCAACAUCAUCUGAACAACAAAAUUGA